GACGCCAUCGUGUACGGCAGUCGGUGCCGUCCGUCUCCGUUUACGUAGUGUUUUGUAGCGAGUGUGUGAAUAACAUUUUGUGUUUGCGUACCUGUUUUGUUUUGCGUUCCAGUUUUAUUACUAUCUUACUAAAUAUAUAUGACGUGUGUGAACGCCACCGUGUGAAGCCAACGUGAUAUAAAUGUGGCACAGCAACCUGAAUUACCUUUACAUCGGCAGCUCCGCCUAUUAAAUCGCUAUCAUGGUGGUGGUGCUGAACGGCGUGCUCGCAGACGAGUGUCCGACGUCGGUGCGCGCGCUGCUGGCAACCCACCCCGGGUACAGGGAUGCGGCUGCGCAGCUUCUCGCCGCCGCUGCCAGGGUGGUCGGCCCGGCGGGGCUGUUGUACGUUGCGCAGAGAGAACUCGCCGCUGUUGUGCCACAUGACAAAAACGUCAACAUUAUUGGAUCAGACGAUGCCACAUCAUGUAUUAUAGUUGUCGUCAGGCAUUCAGGAUCAGGCGCAGUAGCCUUAGCUCAUUUCGACGGGUCCGGCACAGCGGAGGCGGCGAGCGCGAUGGUGGCAAGGGUCCAGCAGCUCGCAGUAGGGUACCCAGAGGGCCGACUCGAACUGCAACUAGUCGGUGGGUUCACUGACCCGCAUCGGUACUCAGAUGAACUAUUUGCUAAUAUUAUGCUCUCAUUUCACCGACUGACAGUAGAGAUCGACCUAACCCUCGCGUGCUGUUGUGAACUGAACACAGCACUAGGCGGCGGGUCUCCUGCGCCGUUAGUAACCGGAGUUGGCGUCGAUAUUCGAGCAGGGGACCUGUUCCCAGCGACCUUCCCAGACAAGGGGCCAGAACUGCCACUCAGGGAGGCCAGGAUGAUUACUGGUGGACCACAUUCAGCGCAGGUGUUAGACAUAUAUGACAAUGCAGUGGGCAUGUUACGAAUUGGUCCAUUCAAUUACGACCCGCUGAGGGGCGUGGACCUAUGGCUCGAACAGUCAGAUGACUUCAUACUGCAGCACCUCAGCACUACGCCUGCAGUGGAACCGCCGCACUUUGUGCACAAUAUCAGGGUAACGCUAAAAUUCAUCCAGCAACACCCGUUUCCGGCAGUCACCGUGUUCCCAGACAAUCGGCCACACUAUUACCGCCGCGACGAACAAACCGGUUGUUGGGUGCCUAUCCGUUUCUAAAACUACCAUUUUGGUAAUUAGUCUCUUUUGCCCGUAAAAAAACUACUAUAAGACUUGAGCCGACGUAUGGUGCAAAUGAAUUUAGUAGUAAUCAGCACUUCAUGUGCCGUUACUGUAGACUUAAAAACAUAUAUACAUAUAUAUAUUGGGCUUAAAAACUAAUUUUGUAUUAAUUACUUUGUUGUAAAUGUUAUUUAUAAACCACACUUUAUUUUUAAUCUAUUUCAUUUUUCUAAGUAAUUAUUAAUUAUUUUGUUUCAAAAAUUACAAAAAUCCUUAUAAUAUAUCCUCCAGCCCUUCUUCAUAACAACAUAAAGUUAAAUUAGUAUUUUGACACAUUCUUUUAAAUUAUUAUUUUUUGUUUAAAGGAAGGAAACGACAAAUUCAAUGUAGUUAAGAAAAAUCUAUUUUUAUGUUUAUUUACAUGAAUUGACAUAAUGUGUUUUUUUCAUUGACUUAAAUUAUUAAUAGAUUUAUAAUUGUAACUUACUUUGACUUUAAAAAUAAUUUGACUGCAAAUUUAAAAGACAAAGAUAUAUAUCAAA
Messenger RNA from Achroia grisella, 1728 nucleotides. RefSeq names its product protein N-terminal asparagine amidohydrolase (gene Ntan1). The coding region runs from base 242 to 1183 and encodes 313 amino acids. The record is from RefSeq and is a predicted model, not a curated record. Gene Ontology annotation, biological process: ubiquitin-dependent protein catabolic process. Gene Ontology annotation, cellular component: nucleus. Gene Ontology annotation, molecular function: protein-N-terminal asparagine amidohydrolase activity. The transcript is spliced from 9 exons. Lineage: Eukaryota; Metazoa; Arthropoda; Insecta; Lepidoptera; Pyralidae.